Eublepharis macularius is the source of this 2157-nucleotide messenger RNA. RefSeq names its product ssu-2 homolog (gene SSUH2). Gene Ontology annotation, molecular function: heat shock protein binding. Bases 1 to 1137 code for a protein of 378 amino acids. The record is from RefSeq and is a predicted model, not a curated record. Lineage: Eukaryota; Metazoa; Chordata; Lepidosauria; Squamata; Eublepharidae. The transcript is spliced from 12 exons.
AUGAGAAUGGAUCGAGAACAGAACAGAGAUGAAGACGCUAUCCUGGAUCUGGAAUCAGAGCCCGAAAGUUCUUUAGCACCCACUGCAGAUCUGUUUCAAUCACUGGGUUAUUUUGAAUGGAAUCUUCGUGAUCACGGAAAGAAAAAAUUAGUUCCUCCUCCAGAGGUGAUGCGAAAGUUUAGCGAGCAGAGAAAUAAUCCUGUGUUUCUGGAAUGCCGGAUUCCAAAGAUGACAGAGGAUGUGGCCAGGAAUGCACUCCUCAGCUUUGUCAAUUCCAAAUGUUGCUAUGGCAACAGAGCUGCAGGAGAGCUGGUCAUUCAGGAGCUGAAACAGCAAACAUUACACCGGUAUCGACUGGAGACCUUUAAUGAAACGAGAGUAAGCGAAUGGACUUUUGAUCCUUACACUUAUGGUUUGGUAGAUGGGCCACAAAAUGGUGCACCCCCUCAACUAUGGGAUAUUAAAGUUCAAGUUCCAAAAAUGUUUCAAGAAGAUACAAAAAAGUUCCGUGUACCUCACUCUUCUUUAGUCAAGGAAUGCCACAAGUGUCAUGGCCGUGGCCGAUAUAAAUGCAGUGGGUGUCAUGGUGCAGGAAGGAUGAGGUGUGUCACAUGCUGUGGAGCCAAACAUAGAUCAAAAUAUCAGAAACGGUGCCAAAUGUGUUCAGGAACUGGUCGUAAAAGAUGCAGCACUUGUUCUGGAAGAGGCAAUAGAACCUGUAUGACAUGUCAAGGGGAGAAAAAGUUGCUACAUUUCAUUCAACUUACAGUCACUUGGAAGAACAAUGUAUAUGAAUUCAUUUCUGAUGAUCAGUUGAACUUUCCAAAAGAAUUGCUCAGUACAGCCAUAGGAGAUAAUAUAUUUAAAGAAGAAAACACUUUGGUGCAUCCUCUUGUUUCCUUUCCUGCUCCUGAGAUGGCUCUGGCAUCACAAAGAGCUGUCGCAGAGCACAAGGUGGCUUUCACAAGCACAUCUCGCAUUCUGCAGCAGAGACAGACUAUUGAGUUGAUUCCUGUCACAGAAGUUCACUAUCAAUAUGCAGGAAAGAUGUACUUGUAUUAUGUCUACGGAAUGGAGAACAAGGUAUAUGCCCUGGACUAUCCACAGAGGUACUGUUGUGGUUGUACCAUCAUCUGAUGGUGGAACACUUUGCAAGGAAGAGGAUAUCCCCUAAUGCAAAGCAAGCUGUUUUUUUCCCUAACUAAAUUACCUGCAUAGGGAACUGUGAGUAUAAAUGGAUGAACUUCUUAGCACCAGUAAGAGCAACUUGUAACACAGUUGCAGUGUUCAGAGCUAAGUGUCAGAAGACACAAUAAUUAUAACCUCCCAAAUCUUGUUUAUGCUACAGUUUCCACAAUUACUGUAAUUGUACCUCUUUAGAAUUAAGCAUCUAACAUUCCAUGUCUGUAAAGCGGCACCGUAGGAAGAAAACAAGGAAGAGGCAGAAGCAGAAACUAGAGGAUUAUGCCCUUGGAAUAAAAUAUGCCAGUGAAAAAAGAAAGUACAGCAAAACCACUUGAUCUGAAUAGUUUAUGUUGAUUAUUAUUGGAUAUGCAUUUUUUUUAAAAGGACUUGGUCAAGUAAUCAGUCAGCUCUUUGUCAGUGACUUUAUAUUGUAUCAAGAAACAUGUGGCAUAUUGCUGAUGUUCCAUGUUACAAGUUGGACUUCAACGUAUUUUAUGUUCAUAUAUUAUGUUCUUAUAGUAAAUAAAAUGCAUUGCACUGGGAUCAGGAUAUUUUUAUAUGAAGAACACAACUAUAUAUUUUAUUAGCUCUUCUUUUGUUUGAUGAUAUUCCCUUAGAUAAGGGGGUGGUCUAUGAUAUUACACAGGGAUGCUGCAAUUCUGAGACCUUCCUGCUCGCAAUUUGAGGAUGUAUUUACAGAGAUCGGGAAAGCAAGGUGCCAGUGCGAUAGGGUUUCAGAGUGGAUAUGAGAGACCUGAGGGGAGGCAGUUCCAUGGCUGAUAACUGGAAAACCCAUCCUCAAGUGCCAUUCUCUAAAAUUCAACAGUUCCCCCUUGGUAAAUCUAUGACCAGUUGUGGUCCAUUGCUCUGGGAAAUCCAAGUGUGAUCAGCAAAACCAAAUGCUUCUGUGACUCACAUGCAUUGAGGAAUCAUUGCUUUCGAGUGCCACAUAACAGUCCUACAAUACUCCUA